This is a messenger RNA of Syzygium oleosum, 1839 nucleotides long. RefSeq names its product 7-deoxyloganetin glucosyltransferase-like. The coding region runs from base 126 to 1580 and encodes 484 amino acids. The record is from RefSeq and is a predicted model, not a curated record. The transcript has 2 exons. Gene Ontology annotation, molecular function: UDP-glycosyltransferase activity. NCBI's taxonomy places the organism in Eukaryota, Viridiplantae, Streptophyta, Magnoliopsida, Myrtales, Myrtaceae.
UUGCGAAACCUAGGCAUUCACUGCAUCUUCCCCUUCAUCUGAAAAAUAAAGCUCAACAUCCAUUUCAGCUUUCAAUCCUCUGAGUUCUGCUUUGAGUUCGACCAGAGAGAGAGAGAGAGAGAGAGAUGGACACCCAAUCAGCCACGGCUAAGAGAAGCCAUGCCGUUUGUCUCCCAGCUCCAUACCAAAGCCACAUAGGAGCAAUGCUAAAACUGGCAAAGCUUCUAUAUUCAAAAGGUUUCUACGUGUCCUUCGUGAACACAGAGUACAACCAUCGACGCUUACUCACGUCAAGAGGCACUCGAGCCCUCGAUGGCUUCCCUGGCUUUCGGUUCCUAACCAUUCCUGACGGCCUUCCCCCCUCGGAUGGAGACACGAGCCAAGACGGCAAUGCUAUGUGUGAUGCUGUCAGAUAUAACAUGUCUGCUCCAUUUUCUGAUCUCAUCUCCAAUCUCAACAACACCGCAUCAAGCUCAGAUGUUCCUCCAGUCACUUGCAUUUUCACCGAUGGACACAUGUCAUUUGCCACCAAUGACGCUGCUCAAGAAUUCGGCAUCCCUAAUAUACACUUUUGGCCAAUUCCCGCCUGCGCCUUCAUGGGACUGAAACAUUACCAGACGCUGAGGGAAAAGGGUCUGGCGCCAUUAAAAGAUACCAGUUACUUAUCAAAUGGCUAUUUAGAUACAGUAAUUGACUGGAUUCCAGGAAUGAAGGGAAUUAAAUUGUGGGACCUGCCCACUUUUCUUCGAACCACAGAUCCUGACGAUGUUUUGUUCAACUUUUCGAUUGAUCUUGCUGAGGAAGCAAAUAAAGCUUCGGCAAUGAUCUUCCAUACCUUUGAUGCCCUUGAAUCGGACGUGCUUAAUGCAUUGUCAUCCAUGUAUCCUCGCGUGUUUGCAAUCGGUCCGCUUUCGUUGCAUAUAAAUAAGCUAGUGAAGGAAGAGAGUCCCCCGCAAUCAUUUGACUGCAAUCUGUGGAGAGAAGAUACCGAAUGUCUCCGAUGGCUCAGCACGAAGGAACCGAACUCAGUUCUAUACGUUAAUUUCGGCAGCAUAGCCGUGUUGACAAGAGAAGAGCUUAUUGAGUUUGCAAUGGGACUGGCCAACAGCAAACAUCCAUUCUUGUGGAUAAUUAGGCCCGACCUUGUAAGAGGGGAUUCAGCAGUUCUUCCCCUGGAAUUCAUCGAAGAAACAAAAGGAAGGAGAAUGUUUGCCAGCUGGUGUUCACAGGAGGCUGUUCUCAACCACUUGUCGAUCGGAGGGUUCUUAACGCACUGCGGGUGGAACUCUAUGAUUGAGAGUGUGUGUGCAGGAGUCCCAAUGAUUUGUUGGCCAUCUUUUGGGGAUCAGAGGACAAACUGCACUUACGCUUGUAGUAAAUGGGAGAUUGGUUUGGAGUUGUCGGGUGUGGUCAAAAGAGAGGAAGUGGAAAGGCUAGUGAAGGAACUGUUCGACGGAGACAAGGGCAAACAAAUGAAGGAAAGAAUCGCAGAGUGGAAGAAACUAGCAGAGGAGGCAACAGAUCCAAAUGGGUCAUCGUCUAUAAACUUUGACAACCUAUUGAAUGAGCUUCUAACUUAACUACAGAACCAGACGUCUGUUUGUGCAACACUGCUACCACAGGCAAUUCUUCGUUCACAACAACAUUCUACUUCUAUAGGUUUUAACUAUGAUGAAAUCAUGUAUUCGUAUCACGUGUGUUUCAAGAGGUUUACAGACUUCCUAAUUCUUCUAUUUUAUGAACUUGUUCCCUACAAGAAAGAGCUGUCUUUCCUACACCCAUCUUCUACUCUCAUUCGUAGUCAUAACUUCAAAGAUAUCUAUCGGCAUGCUUUUCUCC